AUGCCGUCGUUGAUGGGCAAGACCCCAAACAUCUGGCCACAAAUGGCCCAAGUAACCAACAAGCGCCGACAUCGUUUAUUCCUCGCUCCUCUGAUAUUGUUCAUGUUUGUUUGGAUUACACUGUGGUUUGGUUCUAGCACUCGGGUCCAUUCUACCCCCCACAUCCAUGCCGAAAGCGAGUUCAAACCAGUCAACGUCCAGAAUGCGGAUCAGAAAUCAGUCCAAGAGCUUUGCGCCAGCUUUCCAAAGCAUAUUCUAAGCUCCAUACAACCUGUUCUACGCAUCGGUCAUACGGAAAACCAGCACAAGGUGGAGGCGCAGUUUGAUAGCGUGAGCAGUUGCUUCACAUCUGACGAGCUUGUCGUCUUCUCCGACCUGGAGGAAGAUGUCCGUGGCCAUCAGACCAUCGAUUCCUUGGAGAACAUGCCCCUCGAGCUCCAAGGAAAUGAUCAUUUCAGAGGGUACUUGUCACAAAAGCAGCGACACAACAGCAACGUCAGCGAAGGUUCAUCAGAGCCAGUCCAUGUCGACGGAUGGGCAAUCGACAGGUUCAAAUUUCUGCCCAUGGUAGAGAGAAUAUACCAUGCACGGCCCGAGAAAGGAUUUUACGUCUUUUACGAGACCGAUUCGUAUAUAUUCUGGGACAACAUGUUUCGAUAUCUCAAAGGCUUCGAUCCGGACGACGAGUUAUACAUGGGAUCACCGACAGUUGGACGGAAGCGCACCUCUUUCGCGAACGGAGGGCCAGGCUUUGUGCUCAGCCGAGGAGCCAUCAAAGCGCUGUUGCGCCGCGAGGAGGGAGAAGACGGCUACAACACGGCGUCUCUUGUCGACCGAUGGCUAAAGCGGGUGGUUGACGACUGCUGCGGCGAUGCGACUUUGGGAUGGGCGCUGAACAGAAUGGGGGUGGUUGUUAUGGGUUUGUGGCCGAUGUUUAAUCCGCAUUCGCUCCAUGACAUCCCGUUCAGCGAGAAACAUUGGUGCCAGCCAGUUCUUGGCCUACACAGAACGACGCCGAGCGAUAUGCGGACAUUGUGGAAGUGGGAGUUUGAGAACCGAAAGCAGGAUUCACCGAUUCUAUACGCUGAUAUUUGGGACGUCCACCGCCCUGGGGAGCAGGAAGAGCUAAAAGACUGGGAUAACGGCAAUUGGAACGGAUGGAAUGCGCCUUGGUGGAGGAACAUCAAGUCAGCCGAGGCCUGCAGGCAAUACUGCCUCGGCGGAAAGGAGUGCGUUCAGUGGCAUUGGAUAUCAACAACGAAGCAAUGUAUCGGGAUGAGCUCCUUUCGGUACGGAGAGAAGAGUGAGCACCACCAUUCGGGCUGGAUAAGAGAACGAGUAGCCAAGUUUCGGAAUGAUCAUCAGUGUAGGAAUAUCGAAUGGGUGAAGCCCAGUCUCUGGAGGGUGUUCUCGGACGGAGGCAGAGCACCAAUGUAUUAG
Molecule: messenger RNA, 1440 nt
Organism: Clonostachys byssicola
Lineage: Eukaryota; Fungi; Ascomycota; Sordariomycetes; Hypocreales; Bionectriaceae
Source: the annotation of a GenBank genome assembly